AUCAGUUGUAUUUUUUUCGCGUACGGAGACGGUCGUGUUCUGAAAAAAUAUUUUAUGGCCUGGCGAAUCAGCCGAUUUGCAGUUAUUUGACUACUAAAACUUGAGCUUAAGUGACUAUUUGACAGUUGUUCAGGGCCAGAACGGAAUUACACUUCGCCCUUUGAGGUUUAAACCAGUUUAAACCUGCAUCAAUUGACACUUGGCAUACAUUUUAUUUCUGCAGUGAAAACAAACAGAUUGCGUAAAAAAUUGGAGGAAACCUUAAAGUAAACCAAGAGAUAGACCAUCAUGUCGUGGGGAAAUGAGUUAUGGGAUCAAUACGAUAACAUCUCAUCUCACACGCAUAAAGGAAUUGAGUUUUUAGAUAAAUAUGGAUCGUUUGUUAGGGAUAGGUGUGCCAUUGAGAUAGACUAUGCGGCUAAAUUAAGACGACUAGUUAAAAACUACCAACCUAAAAAGAAAGAGGAAGAAGACUCUGAAUUUACAUCCUUUCAGUCGUUUCGAAAUGUUCUUAAAGAAAUCGGUGACUUAGCAGGUCAAAGAGAAGUUGUAGCCGAAAAUUUGCAACAACAAGUGUUGUCAGGCAUUAAUUUAUUAUCCAAAAAUUUACGUGAUGAACGUAAAAAAGCUUUGCAAGAGGGUCAAACUCUAACGCAAAAUUUGCAAGCACAUUAUGGAGCUCUUGAAAGAGCAAAACGAAAUUAUGAAAAAGCGUACCGAGACGCAGAAAAGGCUGUUGAAAAUUAUCAGAAAGCAGAUGCAGAUCUUAAUUUGAGUCGAGCAGAAGUGGAAAAGCAACGACAUAAUAUGAAUAUGAAGUGUGCACAGUCAGAUGAUGCAAAAAACGAGUAUGCUAAUCAAUUACAGAAGCUCAAUCGACUACAAUCUGUACAUUUUGAAACAGCAUUGCCAGAUGUAUUUAAUAGAUUACAAGAGAUCGACGAAAAACGUACUCGUGGUCUAAAAGAAUUUAUUAAAGGAGCUGCAGAUGUAGAAGCGUCAGUAGCGCCAAUAAUUUCAAGAUGUCUUGAAGGUAUCGUUAAAGCCUCAGAGUCAAUUAAUGAAAAAGAGGAUUCGAUCAAAGUGAUAGAAAGGUAUCAAUCUGGAUUUAUGCCUCCAAAUGAUGUACCCUUUGAAGAUUUAUCUAAAAUGGACACAAACAGUCAACAUUCUAGUAACGCAGUUGGUGGUACGAAUGUGAACCAUAUGACAUCAAAGGGUACAGUAACGGCAAACAAACUAAAGAAACGUGUAGGAAUUUUUGGAAUAUUCGGAAGUAACAAGAAUUCUCUUGCACCGGACGGCAUGAAGGAAGAUUUCAGUGACCUACCGCCUACGCAACGCCGUAAAAAAUUAGCAGCAAAAGUUCAAGAAUUAACUACUAAAGUACAGCAAGAACAGGCUGCUCGCGAUGGACUGAUGAAAAUGAAAGGAGUUUAUGAGGCUAAUUCGGUUCUCGGAGACCCCAUGACUGUGGAAAAACAACUGAAUGAGUCAAAUCAUAAUUUAGAAAAAUUGAAACAAGAAUUACGAAAAUAUCAACAUAUGCUUGAACAAGCAACCAAUCAAUCAAUAUUGCAACAGAGUCCAAAGUCUGCAACGCGGCAAAAUCAUACUCAAAACGGCCAAAGAGGCUCAAGACAUUCCAAUGGUAGUGAACACCAUGACCAUCAUCAUAGUCGCGAUGGUGAAGACCAACCAGAUGACGCAGGAAGUUUAAGCAGGUCAGCAUCUGAAAAUAGUGUGACGAAGACGCAAAAUGGGAUCGAAUCGAAUAAUCAGCCAGAAUCUAAUAUUAACGGUAGCUCUGCCAGUCCUGAAAGUGGCCUAGGGACAUCACAUACAUCUUUACCAGGUUCCGGUCAAGGAAGUGCAAGCGAACAAAUCAACGACGAUCAUUUUUAUGAUCCAGAACCAUUGCAGCCAUUAGGUACUUGCCGAGCUCUCUAUCCAUUUGAAGCGUCCAGUGAAGGCAGUAUUCCAAUUAAAGAUGGAGAAGAAUUACAUGUGAUUGAACUAGACCAAGGUGAUGGUUGGACUCGUGUUCGACGGAUGAAUGAAUGGACAGAAGGAUUUGUUCCUACCACAUAUAUUGAGAUCACAUUAUUUGUUGACGUGGAAGGUGUUGACCACUUGUAUGUGAAUAUAGAUAAUAAGGCAGAGCAACAAUAAGUUAACUUGCUAAAUUAAAAUAUUAAAGUGUAAAACAAAAAUAUUAAAAAAAUCUUCCUUAAUUUCUGAUAAAUUUACAUAUAUACUUAUUUAAAACAUAAAUAAAUAUAUUUUUUCAUAGAAUUUGUUUUAACAAAUGCUCACCCAAAUUUUUAUGCCAAAUUGAAUAAAUGUGACUGAAUAACACUAACGUAUGAAUAUUGGUUUGUAUUUUUCAAAAUUAAUUUUUUAUAUUAACUUACCACUAAUAUUUUAUCUUUCUACAAAUAUGUAAACACAAUAAAACUCUAUUUAGUAUUAUAAAAAAAAAUCAUAAAUUAGGUUUACACACCAAUCAUAAAAUAAAUUAAUAAGAAUAUUUGAUAAAUUUAAUAAAAUGGAUAGUGUUUUUAUUAUGCAAAAAUCCUUUAGUCAUUUGAUUUUUACAAAACUAACAAUCAAAGCGUCACAGUUUGAUUUCAGGUUGUUAAGAUUAGUAUUGUAAAAUUAUUUUAAAUUUCACUUUUUUGUCCCACGGAUAAAACCAUUGGGUAUUUAAAGCAGUCUAGGCAAAAAAAAAAUAACAAUGCAAUUCUAGGACCUCCGUCUUAUUUUGUCUGUAAAAUUUGUAAAUAACGCAAACAAAAAUUAAUUUAAUGUUUCUUUGCUCCCGCUUCUAAGAAUCUUAAUACGACAAAAAGUCAAACGAUUUAAAUUAGUCGCUUUAGGCCACUCCAAAUUUUUUUUGAACAUUUUGUCUCAUGACCCAUUUCAAAAGUUAAAAAUCCAAAGAGGCAAAAUUGAAAAGUUGAAAAAAAGUUCUUGGGACAGAAAGUUCCAAAAAAAUUUGGAGCGGCCUUAUUUGAUAUUAAAAACUAUCGAAAAAAAUUUUAUGAAUUUGAAUGAAAAGUUUGAAAUUAGCUUUAAUAAUUUUUAUAUCAAAUUAAUGUUAGUUUCCUUUUUAAUAUUGUAAAAUUAAAUAUUUAAAUAGCACAAUCAAAAUAAAAAAAAAUGUACUGUUAAGAGCAAAAUCAUUUACCGCUAAAUUGUAAAUAUCAUUUUAUUUGUGUAAAUUAAAACAAUAUUUUAAUUAAACGUAAUAUUAA
Molecule: messenger RNA, 3257 nt
Organism: Culicoides brevitarsis
Lineage: Eukaryota; Metazoa; Arthropoda; Insecta; Diptera; Ceratopogonidae
Gene: Cip4
Product: formin-binding protein 1-like
Exons: 11
Coding region: 289-2172 (627 amino acids)
Biological process (GO): signal transduction
Molecular function (GO): protein binding
Source: RefSeq, a predicted model, not a curated record